Varanus komodoensis (Komodo dragon) is the source of this 3114-nucleotide messenger RNA. RefSeq names its product NECAP endocytosis associated 1 (gene NECAP1). Gene Ontology annotation, biological process: endocytosis. The coding region runs from base 129 to 974 and encodes 281 amino acids. Gene Ontology annotation, cellular component: clathrin vesicle coat; membrane. The record is from RefSeq and is a predicted model, not a curated record. Lineage: Eukaryota; Metazoa; Chordata; Lepidosauria; Squamata; Varanidae. The transcript has 8 exons.
AGACAUGAUCGGCAUCAUUUCCGUGCCAGCCCCGAACAAAGGUGGCGGUCGGAAGCGCGCCCGGUUACCAAUUUCCUUUCCCGUCUCUUUUCCUUCCAUCUCCCCGAUACGCUAGUCUGAGACUCGAGAUGAUGGCGACGGCGGCAGCUGAAGUGGAGUACGAGUCAGUGCUGUGUGUGAAACCUGAUGUUAGCGUCUUCCGGAUCCCCCCGAGGGCCUCGAAUCGGGGAUACAGGGCCUCUGACUGGAAACUGGACCAGCCAGACUGGACAGGACGCCUCCGCAUUACCUCUAAAGGCAAAAUUGCUUACAUAAAACUUGAGGAUAAAGUUUCAGGUGAACUUUUUGCCCAAGCUCCGAUAGAACAAUACCCUGGGAUUGCUGUGGAGACUGUGACUGAUUCCAGCCGGUACUUUGUCAUCCGGAUUCAAGAUGGGAACGGGCGAAGUGCCUUCAUUGGUAUCGGCUUUGGAGACAGGGGGGAUGCCUUUGACUUCAAUGUUGCCCUGCAAGAUCAUUUCAAGUGGGUGAAACAAGAGACAGAAAUUUCCAAGGAGUCCCAGGAAACAGAUAGCCGUCCCAAGCUUGACCUAGGGUUCAAGGAAGGGCAGACCAUUAAAUUGAACAUUGGGAACAUGCCAACAAAGAAAAGUGGGUCAACCAAACCACGUCCAGCUGGAUCAGGGGGACUAAGCCUACUCCCACCACCACCUGGGGGCAAAAUUGCCCUCCCUCCUAUCCCCCCUCCUUCCUCGGCUGCCAUUUCUAAUCAUGUUACCCCACCACCGGUGCUGAAAUCCAGCAAUGUGGGCAACACAGAUAUUUUGCUUGACUUGGACUUGCCACCUGCUGUUUCAAAAGUACCUGCGCCUGCUGUGGUUCCAGCUACCACAGACCUCUGGGGAGACUUUAACACUGCAUCUAGCACUGUUCCCAGCCAGUCUCCCCAGCCACCCAACUGGGUCCAGUUCUGAAGAAUCUGAGCUGGUGAUAUAGGCAUGGACCAAUUACCAAGGAUCCUCAGGCUUCAAGUGGGAUGGGAGUGAGCUGAUGACCUUGGCUUUUCAGUCAGAACAUGAUUUCUGGAUGAUCCUCCUGUUUUUGUUCAUGUUUCCAUUUGCAUUGCAUUGACACAUUUUCUCUUGUGAAGCAAACCUACAAAAGCUUUGGGGAAUGCUUCAGGCCACUAACCUGAAGUAAAUUAGAAGUGUGGGAACAAAAAGUUGUGACUGGCUUCCAUAAAUCUAUUCACCUUCAUGGUGCCGCUGCAGAGGAAAUCUAGACUGAUACUGCGUGGAAUAGGAGAACACUGAGCAGAUGUGGCAUUCAUUUCGUUUUGCUAGCCAAGUAUAGUCCCCUUUCUCUUCUCAAGAUCUCCCAUAGCAAUUACAAGCCAGCACAAGUAGAUCUGCACAAUAUAUUUGACACUAGUAUUGAUAUAGCAACCAAGGUGAAAAGCAAAAGCCAUUUUUAAAGAACUCAUCUUAGAGCUAUCCUCUCUAUCUAGGACAGGUUGCUUUUUCAUAGUAUCUUUAGGAUGGAACUAAUUCAGCCCUUUCUCAAAUAUUCUUUCUCCCCUUAUAUCUAUGGUAGGGGAGGUUUAGAGUUAGAGUCUGUGCAUAAACCUAGGUGUGGUGCAAUUCGACUUGCAUCGUCUUUAUUUUCUAUUGAGUGAGCACCAACAAAUCUCACUGACUAUUCCCCCCUUCCUGGCUCAUGUCCCUAGCACUGACUAUACUGCAGAACAUUUUAAAACUGGAAAUGUGUAAAAACAGCAGCAACUACAAGAAACUACUCUCCCUCUUUACAGGGAACAAUAGCAAGUCCAUCCACACAUCAGACAGCAGCAAUCCUGGUUCUUCUAGGGAUCCUGUAUCUAGAAAAGACAGCUCAGCUCUGACCCGAGCUUGGUGUAGCUUCUGCACUGUGGGAAUGUCAGCUGAUGUGCAAGGCCAAGCAUUUCACUGAUUACUUAUGGCCAAUGGAAGGUGCUGUCACCUAACUGGCCAAAGCAGCAGAAAUGCAUCUGAUGCAUACUGCCAAAAAUGAAUGUCAAAGUUUCAAGGAGUUUACAUUUGGACUGUCUGGCCAGUGUGAUUUAACUUCUUGUAUGCUAAUAGUAUCUCCUCAGCAAAUAUUAGUGGACCAUGAAGCCUUUCCAGACAUUGUCUCUUCCUCUUCCACAUUCUUUUCUAAGAUUUUUAUUUUAUGGGCACCCAAUCCUUUCCUUCCAUGAGCUGCUCAGGUUAUUGUGCAGACUUACCUUUGUCCUCCCUGCUUGCACUUUAGGGCCAGAAAUGGCCAAUAAAGUCUGUAGUAGCAAGGCCUCUUCAUUUUGGAGCACCAGAGUGGUACAAUUAAUGUGGGCACUUCUUGCGAUACAGUCUCAGAUGGAGGCCUGUACAUGUGCACACAGAUGGUAUCUUCUGCAGUCACAUGGUUUUGUGCUCUUAGAUGUGUAUGAUUGAAUGAGGGCACAUCUUCCUGAUGUUUAUCCCUUGCUCAUGGCCCUGACAGCUCUCAAAUCCAACAGAUUACUUAAAUCCUAGAGCAGCAGUGGGGAACCUGGUCCAUUAAUAACCAGAAAGGAAAUACCUUUAAACACUUCUGCAAUGUUAUAUGCACAUCUCACUUAUGGAAAAGGGGAGCUGGUGUCUGCUUUCUAAGGCUGUACAUACGUUAAAUGCCCAGUUAUUCAUCACUUCUCCCACUGCCAUCUUAUUUUUAUACUUACCUGUUUCUACAACUACAUUAUCUCUCCAUCUGCUUUAUUUCACUACUGGUUGGUUGUAAACACUUCCCGUCUUCUUUAAGCUCUUUCCUUGUGGUAUAAGCCAGCCCAAGAAUCCUAGAACCUGGCUGAAUAUUCCAUAUCAGUGACAGGUCCUGUCAUUUCAAUAAUUCUGUGUCCAGACAUGAAGAGACUUAUCAGGAACUUCUCCCUGUUGUGAUUCUGUUUCUGUCUGUUUGUUUUUUAAAAUAGUAUUAUCAAGAUAAUAUAUAAUGUAUUGGCACAAACUGAAGUAAAACUUCGUGUGCAUGUAUAUAAAGCAUAAGAUGCACUGGUUCAAUAAUAGCAAAUAAAUUCAAGAAUAAAAUUGGACAAAGCAUGUA